UGUAUUCUGUUUAUUCUGUUCUAUUAGUUUUAUGGUUGCACAGAUAAGUUUGCAUCAACAAAGCUGCAAUGAGAUCGCAUCCCUGUAAGCACACACAGAUCUCUAGUUCUUCCAGUUUAUUCCCCACGCGGCGUGCAUUGCUAGACAGGCUCUGUAAGGAAGCAGAGGGUGCAGGUGUCUCUAGAGGGAUGCAAGAAGGUUUAAGCCGGGCUCUUGGCAACGUUAUCUUCUCUGAGGAGUCCUCACAAGAUCCUACUGGACAACUGGGAGGUUUUUCUCCACAGUUUACUAAAAAGACAGCAUUCCCAGGCCCUUCUCUGUCACAAGGAACUCCAUCCUCUUCCUCCAUCACGUCUGGUUUAAUGCUCUGGUCAUCAAUCCUUCCAGCUUGCUCCCCAAAACACUUUUGCCCCAACUGCUCACUCCUAUUCCGUCUCACACCCACAAACCCGGGCUCUCAAAGGCCCAAAACCUCGAUCCUGACACCAUCCCCUCAGGCAGUAAUUUGCCUCCUCUAUUCUCCUCCUUCCUUCUGGGACCCGGCCGCCAGUCGGGAGGACAGAGGAGUCCCCCAUCACUAAGACAGUGCUGCCACAGCACGCGGCAGCGGAGUGCCUCACAAAAACAUGCUGUGGUUUAAGGCCAGCAAGGUUGCCGGGCAUGCUGUCUUGUCCCCACUCCAGGGCACGUCAAUCUCUGUGAGGUGACACUCCUCGGUGAGAUGUCACAGUGGCUGUCUCUUAGGCCCCUGUGGCAGUGGUGGGAGUGGUGGCCCAGUAGCUUGUGGAAGCUGCAGGAGGAGGACCCAGAGAGAGCACUCUGUCUAUCUGGAGAUAUCCUGCUGUGAUGGAGCGGCUGAGAGCCCUUCGAGGUCUCUUUGCUUGUGUGGGCUGCAUGCCCAGGCGUACACGUCGCGGGAGCAGAGGCAGGGUGGCAAGCUCUGUCCCUGCCUGUCCCGUGACGUUGCUGCUGCAGCGCCUGCAGGACAAGGAGGGUGACCGAGCGCAGGUGUACUGCGAACUGGAGAGUGUCCUGCGGGAAGAUGAGAGCCGCCCGCCGUGCGGAGUGGCAAACCGGCUGCUGUCUGAGGUGUCCCAGGACGUGACGGCAGCCCAGGGUGCGACAGACAACGUGAUCAUGGCUGCCAGCAAUGUCCUGGUGGCUCUGGCCCGGUCGCACUUCAGCUUGGUGAUGGCCGAGCUCCAGGGCCACCUGAAGGCUGUGAGGGAGAUGUCCACGGAGUUUGUGCUCGUCACCCUGAGCAAACUCUUCAGCAGCUACGCUGCGCAGUGCAUCUCCUUCAUGUGCCUGACACUGGCCGGCCUGCGCAGUGUGGCCGGCCAGGUGAGGAGCGGCCGCACCCUGCGCGUCGCUUGUGCUGUCGUGAAACAAUGGUCGGAAGGAGUCAAGGCUCACUUGUACUCCGGAAAGCAAUGCCCCUGGCCCGCCACAGAGGUAGAGCAAAUUUGUGAGAAUCUUUACCAGCUCCUCUGCUCUGUGGUGAGGAACUGGUGGGGCUGCGAGGAGGAACAGGACAAACAGGCCGUCCUUGGGGCUGUGACUGCCAUGAUGGAUCUCCUCCUGCAAGAGGAGCUGCGCCAAGAGCACAUCUGGGAGCAGCUCCUCUGGCUUGUGCACCAGUGUCAGGAGGUCCAGGACUCCUCCAGGGUGACCAAGAGCCUCGAUAUCUUGGAGGUAGUUCAGUCUAUCGUCCCCAAGGACACGUUUCUGGCCACCACCAGUGCCAUGUUCUACCAGCUCUCUGAUGACACCAAACAGCACAGCGAGGCUGAUAGCACAAAGAUGACCCACUGCAUCCUGCUGCAGGCCCGCAUCUGCCCAGAGGAAAUGGUCCUGUUUCUGCAGUCGCAGCUGGGCGAUGAGAGGGAGGCCAGAUGCGUGGCAGCCCUGGGUCUGCUUGGUGCUCUGGCUCGCUCGCACGAGCUGGUGAUGACAGAGAAGCUGCCCCAGGUCGUGGAGGCCGUGCAGUGCCUGUGCGGGGACCCCAGGACCCGGGUGAGGAGGGCCAUCCUGCAUUUCAUCAAGGACCUGCUCAGUGCUGAUGCCCGGAGCUGCUCAGCCUGGGAUGUGGUGGGGCACAUCUUCAGGGAGUUCAGCCGCAGCGCGGGAAGAAUGGCGGACGGAGAGCUUUCUGCCCAGGAAGCCCAGGAAGAAGGAGCUCUCCAAGAGCUGUGCAGGGACGUCCUGGGGUCACUGGAUGCCUCUGUGAGAGGGAUGACCAAACUCCUGUGGCCGCGGCUGCUGCUUUAUGUGGUGCCGGCCCAGUACACGGGCAUGCUGAUCCCAGUCUCCCGCUGCGUGCAAGCCCUGGCAGAGAGAGGGGACCUGAAGGACCGUGAGAUAGAAGAACUGGAUCCCCAUUUCCUCAGCUCCGUCUUUCAAGGCCCACUGCUGACGCCCCAGAAACUGCUGGCACGCCUGUUGGUGGUGGCAGGGAGCCCUUUGGCAGGCAGCGAACUCCAAGCCGCUGCCUUGCUGCUCAUGCAAAACCUCCACAGCAAGAUCCACAGAGCUGUGGGGGCCAUGUGGGCUGCUGAGAUCCCCCGGCUGCUGCAGUGCCUCAAUGGGAAAGAUGAGAGCUUCCCGGGCUCUGCAGAAUGGGAGCAGCGUCUGAUAAAGUUCCUGAGGGCGUCACUGGAUACCAUGGCGGACGAGGCCUGGACCAAGGGCCUGAGCUGCGAGCUGAGCCGGUGGCUGGGCAGCUCUUUCAGCAGCUCCGGAGAAAAGCCUUUCCUGUACAAGGCUCUUGGUACAGCCCUGGGAGCAUGUAAGGAAGUCCUCCACAUCCAAGAGAAGCUGCUGCAACACCUGGAGGACGCAAAUGCGGAGGAGCCAUCUGAGAGCCAGGGGAUGAUCUCUCUUCUCAGCCAUGCUGCUGAGACCAACUUCCACCCAGCCUUGGACACGCUCACCAUCUUUGCGUCCAGGCUGUGCAAAGGCCGGCGUGCGAGGAUUUCCUCACGCAAGAAGGCAGAGCUGAACAGCCCAAGAGCUCAAGCCACCCGCAGAGCUCUCAUGCUCGCCCACGGCAGCUUGGCACUGUGCGCGUCCAAGGAACAACUGCUCGCCCGCCUGGAAGGAGAUAUUGUGGGCAACAUCCUGCUGCUCUACAGCUGCAGCUGCCGGGACUUGCAGAACAAGCUCGCACUGGUGCAGAGCAUCAAUGACGUCAUCUCUGCCUUCCAAGCUGCGGGUGACUGCGGCCGCUUCAACCCCACCUUGAAGGCCAAGCUGCUGGAGAUCCUGACGGACUUGCUGAAGGAGCAUUACUUGGGCACCCCUGUAUCCCCAGUGCCCCUCAACGUGGUUCUGGCCCUCUCAAAGUCUGUUUGAGGCAAAAAUUACUCAGUCAUAACUCGAGACU
Numida meleagris (helmeted guineafowl) is the source of this 3385-nucleotide messenger RNA. Its product is annotated as maestro heat-like repeat-containing protein family member 2B. The record is from RefSeq and is a predicted model, not a curated record. The transcript has 23 exons. The coding region runs from base 847 to 3354 and encodes 835 amino acids. NCBI's taxonomy places the organism in Eukaryota, Metazoa, Chordata, Aves, Galliformes, Numididae. Gene Ontology annotation, cellular component: cytoplasm.